GCACAUGAAACGCCACACACGGCCUUACGGCUGCACAUGGCCCAAUUGCGCCAAGAAAUUCGGCUCGCGCAAUGACUGGAAACGGCACGAAUCAGGCCAACACUACCUCGUAGAGAUGUGGAAAUGCGGACGCGCUCGUCCAACUGAUGGCGGCACCUGUCUUCGUCGUCCAUUUCUCGCAAAAGAGCAAAUGAUCCGCCACCUCAAAGGCCCUGAGCAUCAGAUGACCACCGCGCAUGAGAUUGAGCAGGAAUGCGAGAAUUUCCAUCUCGCUCGAGAGGGACAUGUUCAUUUCUGGUGCGGUUUUUGCAAGACAUUGAUCGCGCAGCCCGAGGAUACGAUGAACGCGUGGGAGAACCGGUUCAAACACAUCGGUGACCAUUUCGACCAUGAGAAGCGGGAUAUUGAUGAUUGGGUCUGUGUCGAGGAGAAUAAGGCGAAGAAGCUCAUUACGCCUCAAGAUGAGAAGGAGUCGAGGAGAAAAGCCAAGACUGGGUACAGGAACGAUGUUGGGGAUGAAGACGAGCUGGAAGAAUGGUCACCAGACAUGGGGAAUGGUGACUCGAUCACGGCGAUUGGGUCAUUUGGUGAUUUGAAGUCUUUUUCGUCGAGAUCCAUGAUGAACAUCACUGAACAACAUGACCCAGAUGCUCAUGGUGAGAGCGAUGUUGAGAUGUAUACUAGCUAGUAUGACAGGCGAACUUGAUGACGGCGUUGAUGU
Molecule: messenger RNA, 721 nt
Organism: Pseudocercospora fijiensis CIRAD86
Lineage: Eukaryota; Fungi; Ascomycota; Dothideomycetes; Mycosphaerellales; Mycosphaerellaceae
Exons: 1
Coding region: 5-688 (227 amino acids)
Source: RefSeq, a predicted model, not a curated record